CCUUCCUCACUGCUUUCGGAGCUACCGCAUACGCCUCCCCGCGUGCGGACGUGCAGCGCGUCACGACAGCCAAACCAGACCCCACGGCCAAACCGGAUGAAUUUCUUCCAAUCUCACAAACCACUGCGAAGCCUUAGAUUAGCAUCAUGACGCCGACAUUCGUGCCCGACAAAAUCAUGGUCUAAUGGAAUCUUUUUGUGAUCGAAUCUGAAGAUCUGCCGCUACUACAUGGAUCGCUGUAAAAUGACGACUUGAUUUUGUCAGAUCUGAUUCGGGAGGGAUGUGGGUACGCAAGUGGUUUUCCGCAGUUUUCCUCGGCUUCGACAUACAAGGUCAAUCUGUUUGGAGUGGUCAUCGGCUGCUCUGCAGUAAAUGGAAGGCUGAGACUCAAUAUUACUACCCAAUCUAUCUACAAUCUCUCGGACCGUCGACGUCUUGCUUUUUUUUCUAUUUCCGAGAUUUCAUGAUCUGCAAGCUAUACUACUGUACAGAACCGAAUCCACUCACUGCGUGUGCAAACUCUCGUCUUAGUAGUCUCCUUAAUGUUUGCAUGUUCGACCCUUACUUCCUUGUCUCACCAAUAUUAUCGACGCGUCUGGACUUUUUCGAGUCGUUGCACGCAGAAAGUUGCAAGCGUUUUGUUCAAGCUUUCGGAUCUACUAGAAUCAAUUGGACCAGACAGUGAAAUUCAAAUUUUGCUACGCAUCUGAACUUAUUUCCCUGCAUAAUCUCCAGACUUUUCUGGGUGGCAAGUCCCAUGCCCUUCCGCACUCCGCGGCCAUUCGACAACAAACCUCCAACACCCAAAAGAGAAAUAUUAACGAAGAAGUAAAAAACAGCCCUUUCUUCCACAUCCGCACUAUUACCAUAUAUCACAUCAUCUCAUUCCCC
Messenger RNA from Periconia digitata, 891 nucleotides. NCBI's taxonomy places the organism in Eukaryota, Fungi, Ascomycota, Dothideomycetes, Pleosporales, Periconiaceae. The record is from the annotation of a GenBank genome assembly.